AAGAGAUUCUUAUUGCAUAUCACCUGAAUAUUAAUGGCACAUAAAUCUUUCAAAGCACUCUAAAAUCUACAAUGUCAAAAUUUCAGCUUAAUAACUUUCAUUCAUAAACAUUAAAUAUGUCCGUUUUCCGUUUUGUAGAAUAUGUAUACACGUCGAGGUAGAGGAAGAGGUCAUCGUAGACCCCUAAAACAAGAACCCCCAAUUCCUCAGAACUUAUCUACCAUAAUGAAUAAUAAAAGCACAAUGAAACAUGGUGGUAAAUGUUGUGGUGAAGUGAAUAUGCAGUUGGAAUUGAAUGCAUAUGAUUGUUCAUUUUUAAAUCACCUGAAGCAAUUAUUUGGAAUGCUGAAGACGAGUCCACCAGUAAUUGAAUUGAUUAUGAAUUAUUAUAGACAGUAUCAGGGGAACCCCUAUGAACAAGUCCUAAAGCUGAUGUUUAACUGUCCUAAUUUCUACAAUUCCAAACCAAAGUCCCUUCCAUUCUUUAUUGUUGAACAAUUUAAAUCUUUCAAACAGGAACAACCCCAUAAACUAUAUGGUUUUUUAACUGAUGACCUCAAAUUUAUUGCAUAUAAAUUAAUGUUGAAACAGAGUAUGUCUUCUUUGACAAAAUUAGUGGCUGAAAUUUUUGAAAUGAAUUCCAGCAGUGAAAUUUUUUUGGACUUGGUGAAUUGCAUGAUAGAUAAAAAGCAAUACAAAGAGGCUUGCCAAACUGUUACACUGUUCAACCUACAGGAACAUUUUGACCUGGAGGAUAUUUUGAUUCCAUUAUUCUACCAAGAUAAGAUAUUUUUACUAGAAGAUUACAUAGCAUCCAGCCCAAAAAUUCAAGAACAAUUUGUUGCUUAUCUAGAUAAAAUGUUAGGAAUGCCUUCUAUACGACAGGCAGUAAUUGAAUUUGCUUCGAUUCAUGAUGUACCGGAAAUCAAUUGGGACAAAAUGCAAUCUAAAUCGUUUAAGAAAUUAAUCGCUAGGCUGGUUAAAAAGUUUGAUUUAUCUUCACAUCUCACUCCCAAUCUCAACAAGAGGAGAAAUGUAGGUGCUCUGAAUUUUCUUAUGCAGAAAAGAUAUGUGGAUGAAACAUUUAGUGAUGAAAGCUGGAAGGAAAUGGUACAGGAAGCCAUUGGUGAAGAUCAAGAUUUACAGAGAGAUCUUCUACAUCAAUUGAAUUAUUACAACGAUCUUGCAGAGGCUCUGAAAUGGGCACAUUUCUAUAAUAUAGAUAGGGAAAAUUGGCCAUCUAAUCUUCGGGUAUUCGCAGACGACAGAAUGUCUCCAGCCAGAGUUCGAGGCAACAGUCAAAGUGAAUACUGGGAUGAACCCCAACCUUCGAUCGAGUAUCACAAGUUGAAUCUGGAAGUAGACGCUAUUUGCUUGGUCGAUUCCGCAGGCUCCUUUCAAGAUUUCUUGGAUCAAGGUUUGAAGGAUGUUGAUAUAGUUGGAAUAGAUUGUGAGUGGAAACCCAGUUUCGGAGUACAGAAAUCCGAACUUGCCUUGAUGCAAAUUGCAACAAGACGAAAUGUGUUCAUUCUUGAUGUACCUGCUUUGAGCUCCAAGGCACCACAUGCUUGGAGUAAUCUUGAGAACAUGCUAUUCAAAAAAAGUGACAUCUUGAAAUUAGGAUUCUCAAUGUCCAGCGAUCAGACUAUUAUUGCAGACUCGUUAUCUGGAUUGAAGUUUGGUUCAAAGCAAUUUGGUUUUCUGGAUUUGUUGUCACUCUGGAAGAUAUUGGAAAAACAUCCUGAAGUUGUUUUACCACAUACCCAAUCUGGAGGUGCCAGCUUGAGUACCCUUGUCCAUCAGUGCUUGGGGGCCCCUCUUGACAAGUCGGAUCAAUUUUCUAACUGGGACAAACGACCGCUUAGGUUGAGUCAAUUGAUAUACGCUGCCCUUGAUGCCUACUGCCUAAUAGAAGUUUACGAUGUAAUAAGACAAAGUUGUGAUCGAGUUAAUUGCCCUUUCGAAGAAAUCUGUUUCAGCCUGAUCUCGAAUAGUAAGGUUCCUAAGAAGAAGGCUAAGAAGUCUAAUAAGAAGGAUGGUCCGAAAGCUUCAGCUGACAUCCCACAGCCAAAAUGCCACAUUACUGAAGAAAUAACUACCUCAAGAAUCAAAUUCGUCUGUGAUACAAUGUUACAAGGAUUAGGUAAAAAAUUGAGAAGAUGUGGUAUCGAUACAGCUAUCUUGGGUACCGAUCAGGACCAUACGGAAUGUGUAAAUCUAGCUCACAACGAAGAAAGGUAUAUACUCACCAGGGGAACCAUUUUCAACAAGUUGGUGGGAUACGUAUGUCCAGGAUACUGCUACAAAGUGAUCAGUGACGAUAUAGAUGUUCAAUUAAAGGAAGUCUUGGACUAUUAUCGUAUAAAAGUAACGAAGGCUGAUGUGUUCAGCAGAUGUCAAUUUUGUAACGAAAGUUGUUUCGUUAAAGUUGGUCGUUCCACCAUGGAAAUGAUGGCGUCUCAAAACAAACCUGCUCGUUUUGCUCCACCACCACCUUGCUAUAUGGAUGAGGCAACUGGGUUUUCCAGUGAUGAGGAAGAUUGUCCGGAGGAUGAAGAGCACUAUAUUCCGGAAAGAAAGUGGAAUUUGAUUCCUGAUGAAAAUAUAGACGUUGGCCUCUGUGAAACUCGUAGAGGGGUCAAAAUCCAAAUGGCUCAUAUUCCUGAUGACAUAAUCAAAAAAAUCGAACUUUUUUAUAUAUGUGAACAGUGCGGCAAGGUUUAUUGGGAUGGGAGCCAUUACGACAAAGUCCUCCAUGGGGCGCUGCAAGAUAUUGUACAAUGACAUUUUCAAUUUAAAACGAGGAAACUAGAUAAUAACAACAGAAGUAUUUGAUAAUUUCAAUAAAGUUUUCCUUUAGUUUGAAAAAAUUCAAUUAAUAAAAAUAUAUAUUAUCAAUAGAAAAAAAAAUUGUAUUGAUUUAAGAAUUCAUUUGUUGUUAAUUUUGUACACAAUAGCCUAUUUGGUAGUUUAUUAUUGAUUGAGUACAUAAAAAGCGGAUAUUUUCGAUUCACAUGCAUAUUUUAAAUGAAUAUUUCAAUAGAAAGAGUAAAAUUCAAACAGGCUGUCAAAAUGGAAUUUUACGCAGAUUGACGUCACUUGGAUAUAUUAACAAGUGAAUUUCAUAUAAAAAGAAUUUGCUUUCAUGUCUAUUUUGACGGUUUUUUAUUUUUUGUGUAUCAUUUUGAUGUUAGUAAUAAAGUUUUUAUUAU
This is a messenger RNA of Harmonia axyridis, 3212 nucleotides long. RefSeq names its product exonuclease mut-7 homolog (gene Nbr). The record is from RefSeq and is a predicted model, not a curated record. Bases 142 to 2784 code for a protein of 880 amino acids. Gene Ontology annotation, molecular function: nucleic acid binding; 3'-5' exonuclease activity. The transcript is spliced from 13 exons. Gene Ontology annotation, biological process: nucleobase-containing compound metabolic process. NCBI's taxonomy places the organism in Eukaryota, Metazoa, Arthropoda, Insecta, Coleoptera, Coccinellidae.